Messenger RNA from Dicrocoelium dendriticum, 13140 nucleotides. NCBI's taxonomy places the organism in Eukaryota, Metazoa, Platyhelminthes, Trematoda, Plagiorchiida, Dicrocoeliidae. The record is from the annotation of a GenBank genome assembly.
AUGGAAAAGUUCCCAGAUGUUCAUUCAUUUUGUUCUCGCGCGACGCAGAUGCUUGUGAAGGAAAUCAAUCUUCGUGCUGCCAAUCACACUUCUGAGGAGGGAAGUUACCGUGUCUUUCAGUACCUGGAGCCCUCGCUGCCUACUCACUGUUUAAUAUCUCUAGAGGAAGAACCAGUCCCUUCUCCUUUGAACGUCGAAAACCGUGGAUGGAAUUUGCUCUCGUGUUUGAACCUACUUAGUUCUGGUCAUGUGAACCUCAUAGAGUGUAUUGUUGCUGCAUAUCUUCCGUCGACUUUGGUCAAGUGCCUGUACAUAUUUUUGGACCUACCUGGUGAUACUCAGUCUAAUCCUCCUAUUUUCCACCAUACAUUCAAACAGAUACUACAGCGAUUAAGCCUAUAUCCUUCCUCUGCUGAGGAGUUGGCUCGUAAAGACGCUUUAUGUCUCCUAUUUCGUGCAACAUGUGAAAGGUGUCGCCCUCCCAAUGCGAUUUGGCGUUCGACUGCAGCCUGUAUUUUGUCAACAGUAGCUCAGAAUGGGUUGACGCUUUCCGUUGUGAAAUACAUCCAUGAGACCAAAUGCAUUCAGGAGGUGCUCAGGAUCUCGUCGGACGGACUUCUGGCUCCCAUUGAAUUGUUCGACAGCUUUGUCGCUUUGCUGCAUGUUCUGCGAGAGUCCACCGCGGUUUCUCACGUGUUACUGGAUGAUUUUCGUCAUGCCAAUGGGUACACAGCUAUCACAGAAUUGAUUCUCAAGUUGGAACAAAACCCGGACCAUUUGGUGGAGACCAAGUCAGCACUGCGCACCCUCAUCUCGCUGACCGAGCGGUUGGUCACCUGCGGCGCGGUGGAACUUCGUCCGAAAGCCGGUGCGGGGGAGCAGAUUCACGUUAUACCUGGGUUUCGUGUGCCCAUGCCGAAGACCGGUAUGAGAAAAAGUGUGCGUAACGUACUCGCCUUCGAUGUGUUACAGUCCACAUUUCUGUCCGCAUCAUCCACCGAUCUGUGUCUACUCCUGUUGGACGCCAUCAAGUCUAUAUACCUGCAAGAUUUAGCCAACUAUUUCAUCCUGGAACCUCAGUGCACCCUGGCUUUGUUUGCAAAGAAGAUUUAUCACACCUCAGCAGAAGUACAGAAAGCGUACUUCGAUCUGUUGGAUACACUUGUCACAACGUUGCGCUACGUACCCAUGAAGGAGAUCAGCAGCAUUGUGGUGCUUUUGAAGACACUCGAUUUCAGCUCAUGUGCCGCUCUAACGCUGCAUCACUUCAUCCACUUGUUAAACGAGUAUCGGGUAUUCAGAGACGUGUACCACGACAUCGGAUUGUUAGAGUUGGCUGUGGACUUCUUGCAACGUUUUACAGACCUACUAGACCAAUGGAAAACCUCCGGUACAGAUGAACAUGAGCCCGCUGUCACAUCAGCUUUCGAAGUCGGUCUUCUCCUCAUGGAUUUGAUCCGGCAAUGUGUCACAUCCAGUGGGCCCAACACCGACAUGUGCCUGCGCCUCAAUCUGGCCGACUGUUUGGUGAAUCGUUUGCUCCCAAUCAACAUGACGACGAAUGCGAUAGGCAAGUGUCGCCGUCAAGCAUUGAAUAUUAUGGAGGAACUGAUGUUGACCAACGGGGGCGAUGAGCUGAUGCCGCUACUCCUCACUCAAAUGCACGUGGCUGUUGUGGAACUGAAAAUUGAGAUUCUUCGUUCAUUUUGUCGUGUUCUUCGCGAGUCCCAUCGAUGUCGUGUGGUAUUCCGCAAAGUGAACGGUUUCGUUUAUGUGAUGCAAGAAAUGGUUUACCUGGAGGAUUGCCUGACUUUUGCUCCGGCUGGGACAAAGGGCGGCCAAUUUGAAUCCGGAACCGCCUCGGUCACUUCAUUCGAUCAUUCGGCGCCUGAUCAACACAACGGCCAGCAGUUCACCACCAGGAGUCAGUUUCUCGCCAGUUUGACAUAUGAACAAAUUUUUAGCCUAGUGCGAAUCAUAUUCUCGACUCUUGGCAUCGCCAUGAAGUUUGAACCUGCGAGCGCACAUUACUUUGCAACAGAGAUACAAUACUCCAACCUGACACACACUGUCAUCGCGUUGGGUUCGUUUACUCCGCGAUGCACGACGCAGUCUACGAGUAUUGAGGAGCACAACGCUUCAAUGGAGACAGCUUCUGUCGUCCACAACGGCGUCGAUACGGAUACACCCGAUCUCGUUGGUUCCGACGUGUUCCAAUUCUUGUUCCGAAGUGUCAAAAAGGCAGAAGCCGCAUUGUUUGGCUGUGUCUCCACAACCGGUAAAGCCGCGUCCUCCGAAGUGACUGUUCAACCGCCUGCGUCUCCCAGUCAGCCAGUUGGAGUACCCAGACAUUUGAUCGAAUGUUGUGUGCUCGCUCGAUACGUGUACAACUUGGCUAUUGAUGCUUACGACCGGCGUCCAUCGCGUCUCACAGCUACUGUACCGGACAAGCGACCCGAAGACGAUACUCUGUCUGUGGGUGCCGAAUCCUCACAAUCAGCACUUCUCAAGCAAACUAACGCUGACGGUUCUGCACCGUGUCCACCUCGAAUCGUCCACUCUGGUGCGGUCAUUUCUCUGCUGCACUUAACUGCGGCUGUGAACCGAGACUCGACUCGGACGAUCCACCAAUGUGCUGGGAAUGAGCGAUUUGAUUGGACAGUAUCACUUCAGGAUUGCCUAUUGGAUGUGAUUGGUGAGCUGCUCCAGUCGGAACGUAAUCAGCAAGUGAUGUGCUCUGUGGCGAUGCCCCGUGAGCUGCUCCAUCUUUUCGAGGCGCAGCUGGCCUCCGACACUUCACCACUGCACAAUCGAGUUCUGAGCCUUUUUGAAUGUUUAGUGGCACAAGGUCUGAGUCCCAACGAUUUGAGACAGUACCUGCGCAUCAACAAUCCCCUGUGUUGUCCUGUGUCCGAGUUCACCCAGCCACCUGUGGACACCCACAUGGAUCCGCUGGAUGAAAUCAACUUGGCAUGGACAAGAGCAAAACUUCGCUCCGGUGGACCGCUUCCUCUGAGUCAGGUAAAGUGUCUUAUCGCGACAGCCACCCCGGUUUGCGCGGUAGUUGCCCGACCCACCGCCUCAUCUGCCUCCAGUCUGUCCGGCACAUCUGCUCAUACCACCGAAACCAGCUUUUACGAGUCCACUCAGCAGACCCGCACGAAUCCACCGCCUUUCGUCGAAUUCGAUAUGGGACCGGAGGGCUUUGGUUGCCUGUUUUUGCCCUCAAUCGCCCCUCAGGGACCCGCUUCGGUCGCCAACCUGUCUGGCGCCGCAUCAAUCCCGGAAUCGGAGAUCCUCACUGGCGGUGUGGGAACAGGCGAAAGAAUUUUCCCGCCCUUGCAUGGGUUCACUUUUUCUACCUGGGUCUGUGUGGUUCGCUUUGAUCAACCGCGCCAUCACGCUUCGCCAACUACAGCACAGUCUAAAACAGCACCUCUACAAGCCGCCCAUCUUCUGACCAUCGUUCGGGGUAUCCAAAGUGUCAACGAUCAGUUGGUGUGUCUUCGUGUCUUCAUUCAUCCAGUGACAAAAAUGCUCGUGGUGUGCACUCAGGAACGGCUUGCUCAGCCAGAUCAGGUGAGCGAUUUCGAUAUCGCCUGUGAUCCUCUGGCGGAUACACGACCUGACCCAAUCGUCAAAUCUGAUGACACGGAUACCACCAGUGACCCGACCGCAGCCACUAGCUCCUAUGCCGUCUAUUCAUGCGGGUUUCCUUCCUCCGGUGAUUCCUCCCAGUGGCCUGUCGGCGUCUGGCGUCAUCUGGCGAUUGUGUUCAGCCGCGCUGGAAUGAUCAAGUCUAGUUCGUGCAGUGUCUACCUGGAUGGUCAGCUCGCUGGAGUUCAGCGGUUGAGCUACAUUGGCAGCUCGGCUGCGAGCUGCAGUUUCUUGGGCCGCCAAACCAUGCCAUCCUCUGUAUGCGCUUAUGUGGGCACUCCGGCGACGGAGCGUCGUCCUAGUUCUCUGAUUUGGCGCCAGGGUCCCUUCCAUUUGAUUGAGGAACCUCUUUCGUCCAGCCGGAUAGCUCACAUUGCCCGUUUGGGGCCAAAUUAUGUGGGCAGCUUCCAGUCUCCUCCGCCAGUGACUUCCUUUUCUAUCUGUCCUCGUGAGGAUUCCUAUCAGCCGCUGUUCAGUGAAGAAAAGCUGGUGUUUGGAAUCUAUGCUUCUACCUCAUCAGUGCUCACUUUGUCGCGGAUUCGGAAAAUUUACAACCAGUCGGAUGCAAAGUCCAUUGCGAGACAAUUUUACAUCGCCCCGAAGGAGAACGCCACUCCUAUUCGAUUGCUCCAUAACUCCGCAACCCAUCUGCAGGGUCCAGCUCGUCCCCUCGGAGCGGUGCUCGUCGGGUACCAAGGUGUACGUGCCUUCACGCCUGGCCCAAUAACCCGUCAGCUUCACUGCGUUGGUGGCGGAGCCGGUGGGAUUCGUAUCGGGCUCGCUCUCGUCGCGAUGGCUCAGGAUGUAGAAGCGUUGUACGCAGCCACGAAAGCUGCGUGCACUUUGAUACAAGCCAGUCCCAUUGCUGCAGUGGAAAUGCGUUUUUCUCGUGGUUACCAGAUGCUGGCUAUGUUGCUCCGCAAGAAACGCCACCUACUCACCACGCGCAUUUUGGACUCCGUGUUGAGUCUCACACUUAACACUGAGACUUGGACACACACUACUGGAUCGUGCCAUCAGGCAUAUACAUUGCUCGACCAUCCAGCGUUUGAGGACCUCUUAUGUGAUUUGGAUCUCUGGCGAAUCGAACGCGAGCAUCCUGGCGUUGUCGAAGCCGAUAGCCCUGAAUCUCGACACCUUCCAGAAACGAGCACACCGAGCAACAGCACAGUGGUUGAAAUCGACUACCAGUUGGUCGCCAACUUGCUCAAUCACUUGUUGGAAUUCUUGUCGGUGCCAGCGAACCAUCGUAAGCGGUCGACGGUGAACAUCCCAUCCCAACAACUUCCUCCGUCUUCCUCCUCCGGGACGAGCGAUGCCUCACAGCCGCUCCAUCCAGUUUGGACUCUGCUGUUCGAUCGGGUACUUUAUCUCCUCCUAAAUGCUCACGCGCCCUGUCCACGCUCAUCCAUGCACGGUAUGCAGUGUCGUCUCGGUUUACAUACCGCAUCGCAAUCAAGCGCAGUGAUGCUCAUCAACGGACGUGCCGCCUUUGUGGACGCGGCCAUGAGCUACUUUCAAUCGUACCUCUCCCACUGGGUGUCUCGCCAGUGUUUACUACAUCUUGGUCAGUUGAUGUCUUGGACACUCCCAACGCCAGACUCUGAUGAAAGUGACGUUCCACUGGAUGGGCACUCGAUGUGCAAUGAACUUCGACCGGCAGACUCGACCGACUGGAGGCAACACCCAAUCGAAUUACGUAAUUGCUGUUUUGAACUGCUUAUUCGGCUCAUAUUGGACUCACCGGCGGUGGGCAGAGACCUAUGCAACGAACUGGUCACUGCGUUGGGGUUCGAUUGGUUCUACUUGUUUUUCCGGUCUCACGUCCAUCCCUCCACCGUGGUGCUUGCACUUCACCUCCUCCUAUUGGUCCUAUUGAAUCCCGCCUUUUCUGUGUUCACAUGGCCACCUGUUACCGAUUGGUCAGUCGGGCUGAACCACACAAGCGCUGGCAAAUCGCAGGCCCCCUCCAAGCCUAACCAAGACAGUCAUCUUGGAUCCGCUGACUCGGCCAGCCGAUGCACCCCGGAGACUGACGGGAUGGCAGCUUUUCGUCUGGGUUGCCCAGCUGGCCGGUGGUUGCGGGGCUGUGAGCUCCUGUUACGACGACGACAUGGUUUGUUAUUAGACAGCCUGGUUCGUCAUCCAAGACGUAUUUCGGCACGUCAUGUUCUGGCGCUUCACGAGUUCCAACUGACGGAGUGUCAGCAACCUGGCUUCGCUGUCCUCAAAGUGCUUUUACCCCUUCAUUCCAAUACACCAGAAUUGUUUUACCUACUCACAGCGAUGCUACUGCGUGUUCCGGUACAGCGAAUCCCCUCAAACUUUCAGAUGGAUUUCGAUUCGCUGUACUCGGUGCUAUAUGCCGACAAUCCUCAUAGGAAUUCUUCCAUCCAAGUUUCCGCGUUCGAUUCCACGACAUUCACCCCAACCAAUUCUAUUGACGCGUCUUCUUUGCCACCAAAUUCCUUCAGCAUGGGUCAUCUGGUGGGGAAUUUUUUGAGUGGAAGCAGUUUUGGUCGCCGACGUACACGCACCACUCUCGGAUCUGACACACCAGUUGAAUGCGGUCGGACGAAUGAUCACCAUUGUGCGACAUCUUCAACCGUGCCUCGAUUUCAUUCCGCUGUUUGCCCGGAAGCUGCGACCAUCAUGCUAUGCGUCAUUCGGGCCCUCUUGUCCAAGGGCGCGAAAUCUUCACCCCUCUCAGGUGCGGAUGCCGAUGUCAACAACCCCCUACCACACUGGGAGUGGGCUGAGAAUUACUCCGAAGUCACACUUCGUUUUUUGCUCUUCUUGUACUAUUCCAACUCCGCGUUCCGCUCCGUCGCUAUGACCACCGACUUUAUUAAUGGGUUAGUCGAUGUGCUGACCGCACCGUUGCUGAUUGCCAGUCCGGACGAGCAUCGCCACCACCCAACUCAGUCGGGUUCCCAUUCCAAACUGUACCACGCAGUGUCUAAAGUGGCCUUGGAUUUUCUGAAAACCAUUGUGACUGACAGUUUCACUCUCCCCCCAUCGAUGCAUCAGCCCGCGCACAUGGUCGACACGUUGUUGGAGUCUUGGACCGACCAGUGUGCGUCGAAGGAGCACGACGAGUUACAAGCGCACAUUCUGUGCGAACUGAUGCAUCACUUCAUGGCCACCGACGUGCUGACGGAUCAGUCGAUCUGCACUCACUCCGCAGGGGCGGACGCUGGCUUCAUUGUGCCCCAUAUGGUGUACUUUUGCACUCGGAUCGUAGACAAACUAUGGCAGGGUUACUUUAACGGUGUUCUCUUGGAACUGGUUGCCUUCCUGCUUCACCUCAUCGAGCGCUGGCCCGAGCGCGUUUGCACAUCCAACGUGGAAGUGGAUCCUCGAUUUGGUCUGUGUUCGCUGUAUCGCAGCCUGAGCCGCACUGUGCUGUAUCAGUUCUCACGUCCUAUACUUACGCAGUCAGAUCAAUCGCGAACACUUCGUUUGUUCAAGCUUAUUCAUGACAGCCGCGUGGCCACACUCAGCUCGUCCUCCCAAGAGUUACAUUUCGAUGAUCCAGCCUCUACUUCCAUACUGCUCUGCCCCGACAACGCCGAUCCGGAUUUUCCCGCUUGUCUAAUCCAUCUUCUCAUGCAAUUGGUUCGCACCGAUCGCUUCACUGUUGCAAGCCCAAUUGGUGGCUCAUCUUGUGAUCCCGCAAAACCUGCGAUCAACCGUCCCCAGAUGUCACAGUGUCUAAUACGAAACCACUCCGACUCGGACACCGUCGAGUCAGUUGACACCAAAUCAGCAACAAGUCCUCUAGUGAAUUAUUAUCGAACUACAUUCUGUGAGGACGAACUGGAAAUGAGUGCAGAAACGCCUGUGACUAUGCUCCCGGAUGUGACCAGAGUUCCACCGGUCGAAUCCGCCAAUUCGCCGACUCCGACCGCCCCCAGUAGCUUCGAUCUCAUUGCGGAAGCGGCGUUGCAACUGUGGACCGAAUGCUACCUGGCCAAGAAGCAGAUUAUUGCCACCCUGGUACCAGACACACCGCUUGUCAGUGGACUCUCUGUGCCCUCUCUGACAGACUGGGCUGAUGUAUUGGAAUCGCCAUGUCUCGUGGCUUGGGCUCAGUACGUGGACAGCGAAGCGGCUGGUUUCGGUGGCAUUACGUCGGAGCCCCUGUGGGGUCGUAUUCCAGGCGCACCGUCCUCGGACCUCUCAUUCUCUGGCCCAGUGCAGCAGACCUCGCCCACUUCACCUCGGAACACCACCUCCGCUAACACCGCCGUUGUCACUGCUCAACAUUCUCCGGCGAGCAGUCUGCAUCAUCAGUUCUCCUUACGACUCAGUCGCAUCCCCGGUCAUAUGUUCCGUCUUGGGUCGGCCGCAUCCUCGCUUCCGUCCGACAGUCCUCCGGCCGGCUCCACCAGACCACCGAGCGUACAGUCCUCAGCAGUUCCGCCCAGUCCAUUGCCUGAAGCGACAAAAACCCGUGCGUCCCCAAGCUCUACUCAUGCAACCAUGUUGAGCAGAGUUCGUGAGGUGUUGGAAACCUGCGUUCCAAUGCAACUUGGCCAUCUCCGCGAUCUUCUAGAGCAUCAGAGGAGACAGCACCAACGAAACUUGGGUUUCAUACAGCGACAGCUCGAAUUGGAGUGGUCGUCAAUCGAACUGGAACUGAUUCGUGAAAGGGGCCUAUGGGGUCCAAUCGCCGCCGACCCCCUGGCUCGAUGGAAACUUGAUCCCACCGAGGGCCCAUGUCGAAUGCGGAAACGAAUGAUGCCGAAUCCGUCGUUCUACACCUGUUACCCGUAUCAACCGUUAUGUUUGGCAAGAACGAGCGCUUCUGAUCUCUACCCGGUCACAUCGCCUGCACCACCGACACCAAAGCAUCGUCAACCUCGUAGCAGGGACAGUCGCUUGCACUUCUUUAAUUAUCAAUCGCGUAGCAUUGUACACGAGGAUUGGGGCCCCCUAACCCCCUGGCUUCCAGUACUCAACCGACCUCAGAAGACGGACUCGUUAUCGCAAGUACUCGCUGUCUCCUCGGUAUCAGCUGGUAGUGGUGCUGAUUCAACCGACUCACAAAAUCUGCAGGACGAUGAGAUGGAUACUGGUUCUCUCCCCUGUUUGCAACAAUCCUUAGAUCCCGAAGAUCUGGAGCAAUCCUUGCACCAGACGGCUUCUCUGCUUCGAUCCUCCGAGAGGUCAUCCAUCGUCAGCAAACACCUUCUGCCCACUGACGAUUUGGAUGAGGUGAUUACUCCGAACGGUGUCGAUGCUGAUGUGAACACCCACACACUAAUUGGCCUAGCCAAUUUGGAGCCCGUGCUUGAGCACUCUGAGGAUGAGCCACUGGUCAACGGCAGCGCUUCAACUCUACAGCAGGCGCCUGCGAAGCCAUCGGAGCACGAAUCGCCUCCUCAGUCCUGUGACGCAUCGCUACCCACUUCCUACUCUUCCGCGGUCAUUGAUGAUGACGAGCAGCUUGCCAGCCACGAAGCGAUCCUCCGUCUACUGGAGCCGGGUGAGCGCCCGACAGUCAUGUAUCGGUGCGCACGUAUCCUGGGCCUCGAUGUCUACGAAGGUCUGUUGCUUUUUGGUCGAGCACACUUUUACGUCAUUGACGGCUACACGCUGGUCAACACUCGUGAGAUAGUAGACAUCGAUUCGUUACCUCCGGACAUUGUGCACGAGCCCAUUGUUCCUUGCACUCCAAGCUCUCCACAGACUAGUGGCCGCUGCUGCGGUAGCAGCCCGGAUGGUCGGAAAUAUCAUCUGACUGAUCUGUGGAGCAGUGGGGCAGUUAGCCAGCGGUCUGGAAAGCAAUACUUCAAAUUCCCUUACGAAGACAUCCAAGACGUUUUCAAACGGCGCUAUUUGUUGCAGCCAAUUGCGCUGGAAGUUUUCAACACAGAUGGAAGAAAUUUCCUUCUCGUCUUCUCCAAAGGGUUGCAGUCGAAAGUGUACCAGCGCUUCCAGGACGUCGCAGCCACAAAUACCGCCUCACAGUCCUUGAUGACACAGAAGAACACCUCAAGUCUCCUGGGCAGCUUGCUAGGAGCAAAAACGGUGACACAGCGCUGGGAGCGCGGUGAGCUCAGCAACUUCCAAUAUCUGAUGUAUCUCAACACCCUGGCUGGUCGAUCGUACAACGAUCUGAUGCAGUACCCUAUAUUUCCCUGGGUCUUGUCCGAUUACGACUCGGACGAGCUGGAUCUCACUCGACCAGAAACAUUCAGGGACUUUGCCAAACCAAUGGGCGCCCAGUCCGAACGUCGAUUCAGCCAGUUCCAUCGCAGAUUUCGUGAAUGGGAUGAUCCCACAGGCGAAACUCCUCCAUAUCACUACGGAACCCAUUACUCGUCGGCCAUGAUCGUAGCCUCGUACCUGGUCCGAAUGGAGCCGUUUACUCAGUAUUUCUUAAAACUACAGGGCGGUCACUUCGACCUGCCGGACCGGAUGUUUCACAGCGUGAAAGAUGCUUGGCUUAGCGCCAGUCGGCACAACAUGGCUGAUGUGCGUGAGUUGAUCCCGGAAUUUUUCUACCUGCCCGACUUUCUACUCAACUCCAAUCGAUUUGAGCUGGGUGUCAAACAGAACGGACAAGAGGUGGACCAUGUUCUCCUUCCUCCGUGGGCGAAAUCGGAUCCCCGUGAAUUUAUACGUGUUCAUCGUGAGGCCUUGGAAAGUGAAUACGUCUCAGCUCGACUGAACGAAUGGAUUGAUCUCAUUUUCGGCUACAAGCAACAAGGCGAUCCUGCCGUACAAGCAUCGAAUGUCUUCCAUCACUUGUUCUAUGAAGGCAACGUGGAUAUCUACUCCAUCGAUGACCCCCUCAAACGCUCCGCUGUGAUCGGUUUCAUCAACAAUUUUGGUCAGAUCCCAAAGCAGCUGUUCCGAAAGCCACAUCCCAGCCGUCGACUCUCCAUUCCACGUGGCCCUCCGGCCCUUUUCCUCGGGUCGAAUGGGAAGUGCAAUUCCGCCAGUCAACUAGCUUUAGAUCUAUUCUACCGGAAUAUCGAGUGCUUGAAACCACAUCUGCAACCACUAAAAGAACUGAAACAUGCCGUCGGGCAGAUUGUACAGCUCUCCGUACACCCAACCUCCGGGGGAAUGUCAUCAUCCGCUACUGGCGCCACUGCUGCUGUUGGUUCCUGCAUUGCUAUGGGUAAUGGGUCACCAGGAUACAGCGGCGCUGGGGCGUUUACAGAUCACUCUUCUGCAUCCGGUCCUUCCAGCCUACUCCAAAGCGGCGGCACCACCGUGUCGAACGCUUCCCUUGUGGCUGUGGAGUUGCACAAGUGUCUACUACCUCCACUUCACACAAUGUACAUUGCUUGGGGUUUCACAGACGGAAGUCUACGUCUCUGCAGCUCAUUCGAUCCAACGGAACGUGCUCGAGGUGUGUUUGAAAUGGUCGAUCAGGAAGAGAUUUUGUGCUGUUCAGCGCCGAAUAAGCGGACACUUAUCACCGCUGGUCUCAGUACGAUUGUUCGUGUAUGGCAGAUUCAGCAAGUUGAUCCAAACACGUCUUCCGGUCCCGGUGCAUCCACUCUGACUAGUGGGCCUAACACUGCGGCUGGGGCUUCUACAGGUGGUUCAUCUGGGAAUCCGGGUCCUACCUCCGGAGGCUAUCGAUUGAGACUUCGGGCUGAUCUGUGUGGACACACUGAGGCGAUCACAUGCCUUGCUUCGUCCAAUGCAUUCAACUUGGUUGUGAGCGGAAGCCGUGAUCGGACCUGCAUUCUGUGGGACUUGACGCGGCUCAGCUUCCUGCGCCAGCUAGUUGGGCAUUCGGCUCCCGUGGCCGCGGUGUGCAUUAGCGAGGCUACAGGAGACGUUGCCAGUUGUGCGGGCAGUUUUGUCCAUUUGUGGAGUUGCAACGGCGAGCUGAUCGCUUGUGUUGACACCAUGGCCGGCAGAAACAAGCAGGUACUCUGCGUCUGUAUGAGCACGCUUUAUCACUGGGAUGCGGAAAACGUACUGAUUACCGGGGGAUCCGACGGCGUCGUGCGAAUGUGGGGUUUGGAGUACCGUCGUCUGAGCGACAGGAGCAACUUGCACAGAAGUGUAGACGGAACGAAUUCCCAAAGCUCCGAAUCCACUGCCGCUGGAGCUCAACAACCCCCACGUGCCGCCAACGGCUCCCCGGAGGGAUCUUCUCUGGUGGUUGAAAACUCCACUACUAGCACAGGAGUUACAACGCAAUCCUCUACAAUCAGCCCGCUGCCUAGAUCCAUAUCCCUCGGAGGCGAAUGGACUCGUCAGCUCGUGUGCCGUGGGCGACUGACAAUGCACACUGCAUUCGGUCGCAGCGACAACCGACAGCCUGCAGCUAUCACCGCAUUAGCCAUCUCACGGGACCAUCGCUCCCUUUUAAUCGGUGAUUCCCGCGGUCGAGUUCAUGCUUGGUCUGUGCCCUCCGAUACGAACCGUGGAGGCAUGACGGAUCAUUGGACGCGAGACGAGGGGGUGACCAAUUGCGCCGCAGAUGGAUGUGGCCUGCGCUUCUCUCUCACCGAACGCAAACACCAUUGCCGCAAUUGUGGCAAAGUGUUUUGCUCCAAGUGCAGCCGUUUCGAGAUCGAAAUUUAUCGCCUGCGCCUGUUCAAACCAGUUCGUGUGUGUCAGACUUGCUACAGCGUACUGCAAGUGAUCCAAGCUCCGAAGUCCCGUUCCACUAGGGACACAGCGCCAUCUGAAACUUCGUCGAAUCGUCCGUAAUUGCUACACAAGCUCCCACUGCCCCAAAUUCAACAUGUGCCAACACCUUACCCGGCUCGGAAUAGGAAACUAUAGCCGAUUGGCUGUUCCAUUGCACCUGUAUCUUCUACCACCUCUUUCUCGUUCGUUCUCCUACUUCCUCCUUUCUGUUGCUCUGUGAGAUCACAGUAAACGUUUCGCCUUUAUUCAGUGCCACCCAUGUUUCGGUGUUGUUUUGCAAUGCCCUCAAGCUUUGUGUAUCUACUCUGUCGAUUCCAGUGUGCUUCGCACCAUUGUCACUCGGUCACUCUCAUUAUUGCGUACCAUGUGUGUGGACCCUUACCUGAACGAAUGUGUGUGUGUGUGUGUGUGUCCGUCUACUCGAUCUCCAUGCUCCCAGUCUACGUUGUAUAUACACACCUGCACCCAACUGGUCGUAUGGCUCAUUUCUUUCCUCCUCCCAUGUAUCAUGUACCACGUCGUUAGGCCGCAAAAAAGUGUCACCGACGAGGCCAACACUGAUCCAUUCUUUAUGUGCAUUCUACCUAUUUUUCUUUGUUUUUUCUUAUCUUUAUGCUUCUUUUCUGGUACUGGUUAUGUACGCUCUGUUGAAACGCAUAAUCUUUUCACCCAACGGGGAUUGAAGCAUCGUGACACCCUCGCUGACCGCGUUGGGUAUCAAACCCAUUCGUGUGUGUGUGUGUUUGGGCAUGCGUGUAACGUGUUUGCAUGUCGGUUGCGAAAGCUGUGACUUCUCAUCUCAGAUGGAGUAACUCGCUUCUUUCAAGAUAAAUGGAAAUGCUUUGUAUUUUA